AUGCUUCUGUCAGAGAGCUCUCAAACGCUUGGUUGUCUUCGAUCGGCAACGAUGGUUUGGUGUUUGAUAACUUUUUUGGCCGCCCUCUUCCCCCUUCUCUGGCUAUGGAUAAACUACCAUUUCUCCUAUUGGCAGAGACGUGGAGUGCCUCACAAUGAGCCAAAAAUUCCCGCCGGAAAUAUGCACGAAUGGAUGCAUAGCAAACAUUUUGUCCAAAUCUUUCGUGAGACCUACGCGAAAUUCAAGGGAACCGGACCAUUUGCCGGCUUCUAUUUUCACAUGCAGAGGGCGGUGUUGGUAACAGACCCUGAGCUGGCGAAAAAUAUUUUGAUAAAAGAUUUCACAACUUUCGAUCGGCGGGGGCUAUUUCACAAUACCCGGGAUGAUCCGUUGACGGGUAAUCUGUUCUCCUUGGAUGGACCCAAAUGGAAGCGGCUAAGAACAAAGCUGUCGCCCACAUUUACCUCGGGAAAAAUGAAGAUUAUGUAUCCCACGGUGGUGAGGGUGGGAGAGGAGUUGCAAAAGGUAUUCCUGAAUGUGGUGGGUGAAAAUGAGAGCCGCCAAAUGGAGUUGACUGAAAUUCUGGGACGUUUCACGGCCGAUGUUAUUGGCGAGUGUGCCUUUGGCUUGGAGUGCAAUAGUCUGAAAGACCCCACGGCGGAAUUCUGUGAAAUGGGUAGGAAAUUCUUUACCCAAAGGCGACACAACCGCAUUGCGGAGGGUCUGAUACAUGCCUUCCCCGAAUUGGCCCAGAAAUUGAGAAUGCAAAUUAUACCCGAAGAAGUUCACAAUUUUUACAUGGGUAUUGUCCGGAAUACCAUUGAGUAUCGGGAGAGAGAACACGUCAAACGUUGCGAUUUUAUGGAUAUGCUGAUAGAAUUGAAAAAUCAAGUCCACGAAAAGGAGGGGGAGGAGCAGUUUACAAUUGAGGAAUUGGCAGCCCAGGCCUUUGUGUUUUUUGUGGCAGGUUUUGAUACCUCCUCCACUACGAUGAGUUAUGCCCUGUAUGAAUUGGCCCAGAACUUGGGAAUUCAAGAUAAAUUAAGGCAAGAAAUUUGUGAGGUUCUGGAAAAACAUCAACAGAACUUUAGCUAUGAAUGUAUGAAGGAUAUGGUGUAUCUGGAUCAGGUGAUAUCAGAGACCCUGCGCAAAUACCCCGUGGCUCCAGCCCUGUUUCGCAAAUCCACCGCCCGCUAUGAAACCUCAAAUCCCAGAUAUUAUAUCGAAAAAGGCACCAUGGUGAUUAUACCCUCCGAGAGCUAUCAUCAUGAUGCGGAAUAUUUUCCCCAACCUGAGAAAUUUGAUCCGGAACGUUUCAGUCCCAUGAAUGUUAAGAAUAUACGCUCCUGUACCUAUCUACCCUUUGGAGAUGGACCACGUAAUUGUAUUGGCAUGCGUUUUGGCCGAAUGCAAGCCAGCGUUGGUUUGGUUCAGCUGCUAAGGAUGUUCCGUUUUGAGUUGUGUGAUGCAACCAAAAUUCCUGUGGACUUUGUCAUACCAAGUUUCAAUCUAAAUCCUUUGGGGGUAUAACGCUGAAAAUAAGGCGUAUUUAAUGCAAGAAAUAUAAAGAAAAUGUUAAAUGUUAAAAUAUUGAU
Musca domestica (house fly) is the source of this 1595-nucleotide messenger RNA. RefSeq names its product cytochrome P450 6a2-like. Lineage: Eukaryota; Metazoa; Arthropoda; Insecta; Diptera; Muscidae. The record is from RefSeq and is marked validated. Gene Ontology annotation, molecular function: heme binding; oxidoreductase activity, acting on paired donors, with incorporation or reduction of molecular oxygen; iron ion binding.